GCGGGCGCGGGCCUGUCCUCCGAGCCAUGGCGGCCCCGGAACCGGCGCCGAGGAGGGGCCGCGAGCGGGAGGACGAGAGCGAGGACGAGAGCGACAUCCUGGAGGAGAGCCCGUGCGGCCGCUGGCAGAAGCGGCGGGAGCAGGUAAACCAGGGGAACAUGCCAGGCAUUCAGAGCACGUUCCUGGCCAUGGACGCGGAGGAGGGCGUGGAGGUGGUGUGGAACGAGCUGCACUUCGGCGACAGGAAGGCCUUCGCCGCCCACGAGGAGAAGAUCCUGACCAUGUUCGAGCAGCUGGCGCUCGUCGACCACCCCAACAUCGUGAAGCUGCACCGCUACUGGCUGGACGCCUCGGAGACCCGCGCGCGGGUCGUCUUCAUCACCGAGUACGUGUCGUCCGGCAGCCUCAAGCAGUUCCUGAAAAAGACCAAGAAGAACCACAAGGCCAUGAACGCCCGGGCCUGGAAGCGCUGGUGCACACAGAUCCUGUCGGCGCUCAGCUUCCUGCACGCCUGCAGCCCCCCGAUCAUCCACGGGAACCUGACCAGCGACACCAUCUUCAUCCAACACAAUGGCCUGGUCAAGAUCGGCUCCGUGUGGUACCGCAUCUUCUCCAACGCUCUCCCUGACGACCUGCGGAGUCCGGUGCUGGCGGAACGCGAGGAGCUGCGGAACCUGCACUUCUUUCCCCCGGAGUACGGAGAGGUGGCCGACGGCACGGCCUUGGACAUCUUCUCCUUCGGGAUGUGCGCGCUGGAGAUGGCCGUGCUGGAGAUCCAAGCCAACGGGGACGCCCGAGUCACGGACGAGGCCGUGGCCCGGGCCAGACAUUCCCUGACUGACCCCAACAUGCGGGAGUUCAUUCUGUCCUGCCUGGCCCGGGACCCCGCGUGCCGGCCCUCUGCCCACAGCCUGCUCUUCCACCGCGUGCUCUUCGAGGUGCACUCGCUGAAGCUCCUGGCAGCACAUUGCUUCGUCCAGCACCAGUGUGAGUGGCAGGCCGGCCUGGAGCGGGGUCCCCACAGCCCGCGGGCCCUGCCCACCCCACUCUCUGUGACCAGCAGACCUCAUGCCGGACAAUGUGGUGGAGGAGAAGACCAAAGCCCUGGACCUGCAGGCCGUCUUGGCCGAGGUGCUGCGGCCCGCCCAGCCCCCGGUGCAGUGGCGGUGAGCAGCAGGGCGGCCCUGGAGCCCACUCCCCCGGAGCCCAGGCUGGCCGCCCGCUCACGGACCUCCACCCUGGCCAGGUACUCGGAGGUAUCCUUCUUGGAGCUGGACAAGUUCCUAGAAGACGUCAGGAAUGGCGUCUACCCACUGAUGAACUUCGCUGCGGCCCGGCCCCUGGGCCUGCCCCGGGUGCUGGCCCCACAGCCCGAGGAGGCCCAGAAGACCAAGACCCCUACGCCGGAGCCCUUCGACUCAGAGACCAGAAAGGUGAUCCAGAUGCAGUGUAACCUGGAGAGAAGCGAGGACAAGGCGCGCUGGCACCUCACCCUGCUCCUGGUGCUGGAGGACCGGCUGCACCGGCAGCUGACCUACGAGCUGCUGCCAACCGACAGAGCCCAGGACCUGGCUGCCGAGCUGGUGCACUAUGGUUUUGUCCGCGAGGACGACCGCGCCAAGCUGGCCACCUUCCUGGAGAGCACCUUGCUCAAGUACCGCGGGGCCUAGGGCUGCCCGGGUGACCUCGGCAGCCCAGCCCUCGGUCUGCACCCCGGGAGACCCCGCCGGUGGCCUGCAGGUGUCUGGCCAGAUCCGGAGGAAGGUAGCAGCCCAGCAGUUGGCUCUCCGCCGGGCCCGCCUGGCCCCCAGGAGGCACAGAACGUGGGCUCCCUGUGUGACAAAGUGCCGUGCAAGGGUCCUCCCGCCGCCAAACACUGACACUGUGUGGGCAUCGUGCCCAGGGGCUUCGUUAGGGCUGACCACUGACUUAGCUGCCCGGGUCCUCCCAGGCCCAGGCCUCUCGGGAGCCCCACCCUAGGAGCCAAGGUUGGGGUGCCCAUCUGGGCUGGCAAGGGUGCGUCCACUCAGUGGCGGGCUGCAAGGGAAUGCUCCCUGCGGAGGAUCUGUCAUUCUCUGGAAUGUUCCGCAGCCCAGCUCCUCCCAGCUUGCGCUCGGAGUUGCCAAGUUCAGGGUCCCUGCGGCCAGCACAUCUCUGCAGGCGCCACAGCCGCCUCACUGUCCUUACGCCGAGUGCGGUGUGCUUGCCGUCUCCUCACACACACGGUCUUAAUGACGGAGUCAGCUGAAGGCCACCUCCGGCCCCAUCCCGCCCACUUGAAUACUCCCGCAAAGCACACGCGUGUUUAUGGCUGUUUCUCUUCUAAAUAAAACAAGGUGUUACUACUUA
Messenger RNA from Ochotona curzoniae (black-lipped pika), 2349 nucleotides. RefSeq names its product nuclear receptor binding protein 2 (gene NRBP2). The coding region runs from base 27 to 1670 and encodes 547 amino acids. Gene Ontology annotation, cellular component: cytoplasm; endomembrane system. Gene Ontology annotation, molecular function: ATP binding; protein serine/threonine kinase activity. The transcript has 16 exons. NCBI's taxonomy places the organism in Eukaryota, Metazoa, Chordata, Mammalia, Lagomorpha, Ochotonidae. The record is from RefSeq and is a predicted model, not a curated record. Gene Ontology annotation, biological process: endoplasmic reticulum to Golgi vesicle-mediated transport; intracellular signal transduction; protein phosphorylation.